UGAAAUAUAAAAAUUAGUUUAUAAAUGACAUUAAAUGAAAAAUAUUAAUUUUAAAAAAAUUACUCAACUGUAAAAAACAAUGUUAAAAAAUAUUAAACAAAUACUUUUGUUAACUGUAUUUAUCGGUCAAUGGCUUAAUUGUUGGACAUUUCGUUGCGAAAGUAACAGCGAUGGCUUUUAUGCCGAUCCUACCGAUUGUUCAAAGUUUUACAGGUGUGUGACGGGUACCACCUAUUCAUUUAAUUGCGGUCCGGGAACUCAUUUUAAUCCCAGUUGUGAUUGUUGUGACUGGCCUUAUAAUGCCAAUUGUCAAUCUCAAACACAGACAUCAGCACCGGUAUAUUCGGCCAAUGGUUAUAGUGGUCAACAGCAACAGUCUGGCUAUAAUAGCAAUCAGCAAACUGUAGAUCAAUCGGGUUAUAAUUAUCGGCAAUACGGACAACAACCUGGUGGUCAACCGGUAACGCAAGGAUAUGCUUACACUGCGGGACAGUCGUAUGAUCAAUACCAACAACAACAAUAUGGACAACAAACUGGUGCACAAAGUGGUCAAUCAUAUCCAGAUUAUAGUCAAACUCAAUCGGGACAACAAUUGCCUCAAACUUAUGGCCAAUCAUAUCGACAACAGCCAGUCAAUCGUCAAUACGGUGAGUACGGGCAAAACAGGCAGACAAGUAUAAGUGGUCAUCAUCAGCAUCGACAUCAAAAUCAACGACUGCCUGAAGAGUCGCAACAAAUAGAUUUCAGUCAACAGAAGUCAGAUGAUAGCGACGAUAACGAUGAUCAAUAUCAGAGAAGACAACGACCGCAACAACAACAAGACCGACGUGUUUAUCAAAAAACUGAUCGCAGAGGAGAAGCACCGGUGGAUGACUUUUCGGAGACAUCAAGAGUACGACCAAAGCCAAGACCUAAGCCACGUAUCAAUGAAACUCCAGAUAACCAAUUAAUUGAUGAAAAGGACGACGAUUUCGAUCAUAAUUUUGAUGAACCAAUUGAAGAGAAACGUCCGGUAAGACCCACACCUAAACCAAAAUCACGUCAACCGAUUGGUCAACGAAAGCGUCCGACAAAACAACCCGAACCUGAGGACAAUAGUGACGAAAGUGACGAAUAUGAGGUGAUAAAGACAACCUCUACUAGACGUCCAAAAGUUCCGACUCGUAAAUACCGGAUUAAAACGACAACUAUGGCUGCAAUUGAUGAUAAUGAAGAUCAAGAUGAGGACAACGAGUUUUCUAAGUUUGGCGACAAUGAGAUUAAGACUGAUAAUGAAGAUCCAGGAAGUGUUGACACAAAUAAAUGGUUAAUAUUCGAUGACAGCCAAGAAGUGACUACAACUACAACUGAGGAUCCGUUUGUAACGGCACUCAAAGGGAAAGUACCGCCAAAUGUUCCACAAAAGUCUAAUAGAUCUCGAAUUGAUGGCUCACGAAGCUAUGGUCGACGUUAUAGUACAACCACUGAACCAAUUAUAACAACAAGUAUGACAGAUACCACAACAAUUGAUCCGUUUGACGAGGAAUGGGCUGAUUUUAUAGCCGGCAAACCACCAGUUGAUGAUUACAGUUAUCGGACGACACCAAAACCAGACACUAAAUUUUUGACACCGAAUAAUAGGACAGAUCCUAAUACCAGAUCUAGAGAUCAGAAACCAAAAGAUGAUGGCAUCCGAUAUUUUAAUUGCACGGAAGCGGGAAAACCGUGUGAUAUCUGCGAGAACUUGGAUUGGAUUAAGUACUCUAAUAUUGGUGUGAAAUCCAAUCCUUAUCGAAGUUUGAAAUUUUUGCCGAUUAUAGCAUCUAAACAGUGCUAUAAAGCUUGCAGUGAAUCGCAACAGUGUCUGGCCUUUAGCUAUAACUUAGACACAGGUAUGUGUCAUAUCUACGAUCAAUUAGAUAUAAAUGAUGUCUUGAGUGAAGAUAAGACCAAUUUAGUUGUCAAGAACCCGAAGAAUGUUUUAAUAAAUGACGAAUGGAUUCAUACAAACAAUGGUAUGGUUUCUGGUCUGGAGUUAUACACGACAAAAGUUGACAACGUUUGGGACUGUCUUCACGAGUGCAUCAAAGAUAUGGCCAAUUGUCAGGCCGUCGAUUAUGAUCCCAUUGAGUCCAUGUGUCGGGUGUUUGACGCACAAGAGGGCUAUGGUGUCAAUGCUGUCAAAGCCAAUUCAAAUAGUUUGCAACACUUAUCGAUGUUUGCGGACAAUAAUAAAUGGAGAUUUGAUGACAUCGGCUACAAGACAAUGGCUAACAAUAGACCAAUUGAUAGCAUACCAGUGCGCGAAAUAGAGGAAUGUUUCUAUGAAUGUAUUGAACAGAAAGAUAAUAAUUGCAGUUAUGUUACGAUUGAAGAUAAAUCCGUUCAAAACGAAACACGAGUUAAGGAUAACAGUGUUGAUAGUGAUAGCACUGAUAAAAGAGAAAAGAUAUGCCAUUUGUUUGCUUUUACAUCAACACCCAAAUGGAUCCGAUCGAAGAACAGAUCUAACCAUAGUUUUGUGAUUUCGGUGCCGAAAAAUCAUUCACUGAUACAGGAAUUUCCCGGCUAUACAUAUGUAGGCAAUCCUGUAGUCAUUAAAGAAGGUCUAACCGUUGAUCAGUGCCGAGAGUACGCCGAAAAUGAGUGUAAAUUUUGCCGAAAGUUUACGGCCAUUGAAGAGACCGGUGAGUGCGCCCUAUUCUCUGACAGUGCUUUACUGUCUCCGGCCAUCAAAGAGGCCAACUAUACUGAAAGAUCGGGACUAUUAAUGGUUCCUAAAGACUACGAAUAUCUGGCUUUCGAGCGAAUCCCGUGGAAAAUGUUUACUUCAGACGUAACGCCUUAUGAAUUGAAAGGCGAAAUCGAUGGACUCAAAUGUCUGCAAUUUUGUCUUCAGCAACAGCUAUGUGUGGCCACAGCACUGGUAUACGACACACAGGAAUCGUCAAUGUUUUGCUACUUUUUCAAAGAGUCGGACCUGAAGACAGCAAAUGUCACUGAAUAUGAAAACGUAGACUUAUUUAUUAAGAUUAUGUCAGAUAAUGAGAUACCUGGACAUCGAGUAAUGACAAACCAGUCAAAUGAUUGCAGUGAUGGUAAACCAUUGCAAUUUGAAGAUGAAAAUAAAAAUGUUGAUAAAGUUAGUGAUAAUAGAAGAAAAGGAUCAAAAGCUAACAAUGCUUUUAGUGUGUAUUCGCCAUAUGAUUAUGACUUUUAUAACGGACAGCCUAAUGUAGAUGACAACCGCGAGUCGGAACAGUUAAAUGCCGGCCGUAUGUCGGGUUCGACAAAACAGCGCAGUGUUAGAUCGGUUGAUGGAAUCAAUAGAGAUAGAGCUGAUAGUGAUGGAGACAAUAACCGGUCGAUUGGACUUACAUUUAUUGAUUCUGUCCGACAAAAUGCCCGAAAAGAGUCAGUUUUAGAGACAAUACCGACUUUCGCGUCUCAGCUUAAAAAACGAGUGGAAAUGAUCCGAAAUGUUACACAAUUGAUGCCAAAUAAUUCAUUACCCCUACAAGUAUUAAAUCCAAAUCAUAAUUAUACUAUUCUAUCGGCGGGAAAGGUAUUGAAGUCGUUGAGACACUAUUUAUCUGAUAAAUUGUGUGCCAAUGGACAAGAAUUGGAUAAUAAUUACCAAUGCCGAGACAUAUCUAAUACGUGUCAUGAAAUACCUGAUAUAAUUUAUGCCGACCCGAUAGGGAUGUCCCGAUGCAAUGUUACACUUGUUGGUGCGUACUGUCCAGUUGUUUGUCGCACGGGUUACGAGCCGACUCUCCCAAGAAUUCAGUGCCAGAGUACUGGUCACAGAAAUGUCUGGAAAAAUGCAAGAGAUGUCAAGUGCCGACCUAUUGACGGUCAAUGCGAACUGAUUGAUGCAAGAAAUAAAUCAUUGUUACGGAUCAAGUCUGUGACCCGAUUUCCAGAUGAAAAGCUUCACUUUAUAUCAAGGUUUGACAGUCGUAAACGAUUGCCACAGUUUGCGGCCUAUGUUCACACACGAGACAAUAAUAUUAAUGACAAUCAGACACUAGAUGUUAAUAAUAGUGAUGUAGAGGAACGGUAUGUUGCGAAUAGAUGUAAACUAUUGGAUGAUAAACAAUGGACAAUCAACGACUAUAACCGAAGCGACUAUAAUAUGCAACCAAUAUUACCGACAAAUGCUUUCCGAUAUUCACCCGAAGCCCAGAGUUUGGUCCACACGAUGACUGUCAUCGCACCACAGGAUCCGUUCACAGCACGUGGUCCGUGGCGUACACUUGAAAAUCAUACACUCGAAAUGUUGCGGACGCGACCAGGUAUUGUACUAUCAGGUGUUUGUCCCGAUACUAUACCGCAAACAGCGGCAACACCUCGAAAGGCUAUGAAUAUACCGAAAUGUUUUUGGCGUAUAAUAUGUGUGCCACUCAGCGAUACCGAAAUAACUGCUGGCGUUUUCUAUACUGAAAACACACACCCGAUCUCACAGCUAGAGAAGCAGUCACGCGUGGAACAGAUACGACAAUAUCGGGACCAACGGUUUAUUGCAAAACUUUUGGGUACCGAUGGUUAUCGUAACAUAUGGACGGAAACAUACAAUGCGUUCAAAAAUGUGAACAAAGGCAUCAAAAGUUUCAUACAUAAGUGCGCCGAAACACAUAAAAAUAGUGCCGAUGCUGUCAACUUUUGGGAACGGGUGGUCAAUGGUACGGCAGGACAGGUAGAGACAUGGCCUGCAAGCUAUAAGUAUGGAUUGGAAAAAAGUGAUUUAAAGAUUAAUACAAAAGAGGAUUGGGAGCAGAGAUCAGCAAAAAUUAGACGAUUCACAACAAAAUUAGAGGACAGAGAUGAUAAUAAUUGAUAAUUAUUUGAUUAACUGAAUUUGAUUUAUUUUAAAAUCAAAAUCAUUAUUUUUGUUUACCAUAUUAUAUUAUAAAAAUCAUA
Oppia nitens is the source of this 4902-nucleotide messenger RNA. RefSeq lists its product as uncharacterized. The transcript is spliced from 2 exons. The record is from RefSeq and is a predicted model, not a curated record. The coding region runs from base 80 to 4819 and encodes 1579 amino acids. Gene Ontology annotation, molecular function: chitin binding. Lineage: Eukaryota; Metazoa; Arthropoda; Arachnida; Sarcoptiformes; Oppiidae. Gene Ontology annotation, cellular component: extracellular region.